UCUUCUUCCUCCAUCAUGUUCACUAAGGCUGUCGUUGCCCUCGCCCUCGUGGCCGUUGCUGCCUCUGCUCCUUCUCAGCCAGCCUAUGGCUAUGCCCCUGAGCCUGCCUAUGAGGUCCCUGCCAAGUACGACUUCAACUAUGCCGUGAAGGACGACUACUCCGGCAACGACUUCGGUCACCAGGAGGCCCGUGAUGGCUAUGACACCCAGGGAUCCUACUACGUCCUCCUUCCCGACGGUCGUCUGCAGAAGGUCGCCUACACUGUCAACGGCGACUCCGGCUACGUGGCUGAGGUCAGCUACGAGGGUGAGGCCCAGUACCCCGAGUACAAGCCAGCUCCUUACCAUCCUGAACCUGCCUACAAGCCAGCUCCUUACCAUCCUGAGCUUACAAGCCAGCUCCUUACCAUCCCGCACCUGCCUACAAGCCUGCCCCUACAGUUGCUCGAAGUAGAAGCAGUGCCAGGGAAUUGCAUUAAGUUGUUGCAGCGAACAGCGUUCAAGAGGAAAGACACAAUUGCAUAUGAACGUGAAAAUACGUGA
Messenger RNA from Penaeus vannamei (Pacific white shrimp), 543 nucleotides. Lineage: Eukaryota; Metazoa; Arthropoda; Malacostraca; Decapoda; Penaeidae. The record is from RefSeq and is a predicted model, not a curated record.